This is a messenger RNA of Eimeria acervulina, 312 nucleotides long. RefSeq lists its product as hypothetical. Lineage: Eukaryota; Apicomplexa; Conoidasida; Eucoccidiorida; Eimeriidae. Bases 1 to 312 code for a protein of 103 amino acids. The record is from RefSeq and is a predicted model, not a curated record. The transcript has a single exon.
AUGACCGCGGCGCAGCAGCAGCAGAAACAACAGCAAAGUAGCAGCAAAACAAACACCACAUAUCACAUAGUUCAGGUGCUAGCAGCACCUCAGCAUGCAGCAGCAGCAACAGAAAUAGCAGCAGCAGCAGCAAAAGCACAACCGGCAGCACCACCAGCUGCAGCAGCAGCAGCACCACCACCACCAGCGCCAGCAGCAGCAGCACCAGCUGCAGCAGCAUCAGCAUCAGCAGCAGCAGCACCAGCUGCAGCAGCAUCAGCAGCAGCUGCAGCAGCAUCAGCAUCAGCAGCAGCACCUGCAUUUUUAGGAUAG